Molecule: messenger RNA, 1095 nt
Organism: Penicillium alfredii
Lineage: Eukaryota; Fungi; Ascomycota; Eurotiomycetes; Eurotiales; Aspergillaceae
Exons: 2
Coding region: 1-1095 (364 amino acids)
Source: RefSeq, a predicted model, not a curated record
AUGACCGAUCCAUUGAAGACGUUCGACACUGCGGGCCACCCCAAGCCAACGGCGGUGUCCCAGAAGGUCUAUGCGAUUGCCGGCAUUCAAGUCACGGUUUUUGGACUCGAAGAGCUCCGGUCGCAGACAACGGAGGUUGCCUGUCUAUGGCUCCUUCAUCCUCGAUUGGCGACCCAGGAACGCAUGACUGGCAUUGCAACAUCUGCCAUUACCGAUUGGAAUGGCAAAGUCCAGAAUACUCCCUCUGCCAAGGGCUUGAUUGCUGUUUCCUUUGACCAGCGAAAUCAUGGGACCAGACUCGUUGACCCAUUGGCGAACGAGGCUUGGAGACAAGGAAACCCGCGUCAUGCGCAGGAUAUGUUCUCUAUUUUCCAGGGCACCGCGCGAGACACUUCUCUCCUGAUGGAUUACCUUGCAUCGUUUAUUUUCCCCAAUGGUGAACAUCAGAUCUCGGAAAACCUGGUUCUAGGUGUUUCUCUCGGCGGGCAUGCCGCGUGGAGCUGUCUGUUGCAUGAGCCGCGCAUUAGCGCUGGAGUGGUCAUCAUCGGCUGCCCGGACUAUAUCAAUCUGAUGGCUGACCGUGCACGACUGUCCAAACUUCCAUCAUGGACAAAGAGCAACCCCCCUGGAUCUGAGAUCCUGGGCUCCGAGGCCUUUCCAACCACGUUUUUGGAUAUUGUCAAGCAGUAUGACCCUGCAAGCCUUCUUCUCAGCUAUGUGGAUUGCGGCUCCUCGUCUAGUCCCUUGCGCCAGGGGCCGUUGCCUGCUCCCACAGAACAGGAACAGGAUGUGCUCCGGCCCCUUUUGACGCGUUGCUUGGCUGGCAAACGCAUUCUGAACCUGUCGGGUGGAGUCGACAAGCUCGUUCCGUAUCACCGGGGCGAGGGUUUCCUAGCAUGGUUCAAGCAAGCCAUCUCACCCACUGGCUGGUUCGGGGACGGUGGAGUAAGCUUUGAAGACAUUAUUGACGAGAGCGCGGGCCAUGAAGUGACCGCCAAGAUGGUCGACGAGGCCGUUCGUUUCAUCAGUGAGACGCUGGCGACAAGCGCCGAGGGUGUUAGUGGCAGAGGAUCCGUGCGGGAGUCAAAGAUUUAA